AUGUUCAAGUCGGGUCCUCUCGGAUCGAUCGUAGCGGGGCUCGAGAACCGCGAUCCUUCCGGUCCGGGUCCCCGAGAGCUGCGAUGGUCCCUGAUGCGGGUGCAGUGCUGGGACUGUAACGAUGAGCCGGGUGCUUGGUCUGCUUACGGCGACUUCGAUAUGGACUCUCUUUAUGGGGAUCGAGAGCUCACUGAUUCAAUGACCAACCUUGCGACCCCGCUCGUAAUCAGCUCGGCUGUCAUCGGUACUCCAAAGCCAAAGGAUGGGGACCCGAAGAACGGCCCGGAGGAUGGUCGAGAGUUCUAUAUGCCCAAGGAGGGUUCCCGGCGAAGAAAAACAAUUGUGAAGAUUCUUCAGGACGAUGGAGGACAGAUCCUGGAAAUCUGGAUGGGCCAAAUUCGAGGACGCAUUGGCUCGUCCGUCCUCCUGAUCAACGAAAGGCAUCUCGCGGAACUCUUGAGUGGAAUGAUCCUAUUACUUUCCGAACAGAACAACGACCAACUGUCGAAAGUGUUGGCACAGCUGAAAGAUUCCCUGGACUUCGGCGCCAACGCUCUCAAUCAGCUGCAGACCGCGCUAUUCGUGUUUCAAUAUUCGGUAAGAUCAAUUAUUUACUCGAACACGCCAUCUGGGCUUACCUUCGUGAAAGCUCUGAUGGAGCAGGGAAUGCGGUGCUGUGAUUUGGUUCGUAUGGCUACGGACGGAAGCUCAUCGACGUCGAAAGUCUCAGACAAACAGGAUGGGGAUCCGGAAAUGGUGCGCUGGUUAAGGAACAUUGGAGUGGACGAGGCGAGCGUGGGGCGAUUUGUUCAAGAGCGCUUCUCGCUGAAGGACGUCCUUCAGCUUGUCGACCGAGAGGAUCUCAAACGCCUGGGACUCAAGUUGGGCUACGAGAUUCGCGUCUGGACAGCGAUCCAGAGACACCGCAAUCGAAAGGAGAGCCACAACACGUCUUGA
Messenger RNA from Galendromus occidentalis (western predatory mite), 957 nucleotides. RefSeq lists its product as uncharacterized. The transcript has 4 exons. The coding region runs from base 1 to 957 and encodes 318 amino acids. NCBI's taxonomy places the organism in Eukaryota, Metazoa, Arthropoda, Arachnida, Mesostigmata, Phytoseiidae. The record is from RefSeq and is a predicted model, not a curated record.